UAAUUUCAAUUGUUUUUCAUUUGAUGUAGAAAUAUUUUUGGCCCGACCACGAGGCAUUUAAAUUAAAGUAAAAAAUACUACUUAUUGUGUUACAACUAAAUUAAUUUACAGAAGGAUGGCUAAAAAUACUGAGACGCCGUGUCAUGGCACCAGUAGACUUUUUCUAACAACUCUCGGCGACUUUUUGGAGCGAUACAGCUGCAAAAAGAUUGCGAUACACUAAUGAAUAAUGAUGCACCUAACAACAAGCAAAGAAGUAGCUACUGUAUCGGACGUCGCGAAGCAUUUCAAAGACAAGCAAGCGGCUCUCCGCACCCUGCCGCUACCGGACGAGCUUGCGGGAAUCGUGGAAUCCGUUCUCAUCGAUGAUUCCACGCUGGGGUUUCUGAAGAGGAGCGAGUCCAAGCUGGAGGAUUUGCUGUCGAGAGGAAUGUGCGGCGGGAGACGCCGCCGCCGCAGAAGUCGCUGCCGGCGACGUCGUCGGCGACGUCGCUCAUGCCGUCGCCGCCGUCGCAGCUGCCGGCGUCGGCGACGUCGUCGACGUAGCUGCAAGUGUCGAAAACGGCGACGUACCUAAAUCAUGCGAAUGAUAACCGUUCCUUUAUAUAUAACCCGGAUUCGUCUAUCUUACCUGUAUUAUUUUAUUGUGUAUUUUUUGUUGUAGGUAUGACUUUUUUCUACUAACUAAAUGAUUUAUUUUGAAUUAU
Molecule: messenger RNA, 707 nt
Organism: Maniola jurtina (meadow brown)
Lineage: Eukaryota; Metazoa; Arthropoda; Insecta; Lepidoptera; Nymphalidae
Product: protamine
Exons: 3
Coding region: 230-577 (115 amino acids)
Source: RefSeq, a predicted model, not a curated record